AUGGCCCGGCGGCCCUCCACCGCGUGGGCAGAGGAGGAGGAGGAGGAGCGGCCGCUGACGGUGGUCUUCGCGUCGCCAGCCGAAUACUUCACGGACGCGGCGCCGAUCGGGAAUGGCAGCCUCGGCGGCAUGGUGUGGGGCGACGUCGCCACCGACAAGCUCCAGCUCAACCAUGACACCCUGUGGACCGGCGCGCCAGGGAGCUACACCGACCCGGACGCGCCGGCUGCUCUCGCGGCGCAGCAGGCGUACGGCUCCUACAAGAGGGAGCUGGAUCUACACACGGCGACAGUGCGCAUCACCUACGGCGUCGGGCCGGUGCAGUACACGAGGGAGCACUUCUGCUCGAACCCGCAUCAGGUCAUCGUCACCAGGAUCGCCGCAAGCGAGACAGGGCACGUCUCCUGCAAGCUGUCCCUGAGCAGCCAGCUAAAGAACACCGUCACUGUGACCAACGCUAAUGAGGUUGUCAUGGAGGGCGUCUGCCCAGGACAGAGGCCUCCCGCUGGCCUUCUGAGGAGUAGCCGCAACUCCAGCAGCUCCAGCGAUGACGAUGUAACAACAGGAGGCAUCAAGUUUGCGGCCGUUCUUGGUGUGCAGAUGGACUCUACGCUGGAUCCCACAUCUGCAGCUGUGGCCACAUUGAAUCGUGCUAGAAGUCUGACGUACGAACAACUGAAAGCUGCUCAUUUGGAUGAUUACCAGCGCCUCUUUCACCGUGUUACCUUGCGACUCUCACCACCAGGAGGAGGAUUGGAGGACGCACACGGCGGUUUGAUGAGGACGGGAGGAAAAGAGAUGUUGAAAAGAGGAAUUGGUGAUGAUGAAGGAAUCAUCAGAACUUCUGCAGACAGGGUGAAGAGUUUUGCUACUGAUGAGGAUCCCUGGGUCUGCCUGGGACUCAAGUAUCCAAUCUGCAAGGAAUCUGGAGCCAAGAUGUUGCAACAGCAUGGGACUCCUCAUCUUAACAUAAAUCUACAGAUGAAUUACUGGCCAACGCUGCCUUGCAACCUUAGUGAAUGCCAGGAACCAUUAUUCGACUUCCUUCAAUCUCUUGCAGUAAAUGGUAGCAAAACAGCGAAGGUCAACUACCAAGCACGCGGAUGGGUAACGCAUCAUGUGUCAGAUGUAUGGGCGAAGUCUUCAGCCUUUAUUAAGAAACCUAAGCAUGCUGUGUGGCCAAUGGGAGGUGCUUGGCUUUGCACACAUCUAUGGGAGCAUUAUCAGUUUUCUCUUGACAAAGACUUUUUGGAGUACACUGCAUAUCCAUUGCUGGAAGGCUGUGCCACUUUUCUGGUUGACUGUCUGAUUGAAGGACCUGGAGGCUACCUACAAACAAAUCCCUCAACGUCUCCGGAGCAUGCUUUCACAGCUCCCGACGGUAAGCCAGCGAGCGUGAGCUAUUCAACCACAAUGGACAUCUCAAUUAUAAGGGAAGUUUUUUCAGCUGUCCUUCUGUCUGCAGAGAUCUUGGAGAAGUCUGAUACUGAUUUGGUUGAGAAGAUUAAGAAAGUUCUCCCAAGGCUCCCUCCCAUUCACAUUGCAAGAGACAAUACUAUCAUGGAAUGGGCACUAGAUUUCCAGGACCCAGAAGUCCAUCAUAGGCACUUGUCGCAUCUAUUUGGACUUUACCCUGGACAUACUAUAACCAUGGACAAUAAUCCUGAUGUUUGUGGAGCUGUUUCUAAUAGCCUUUAUAAAAGAGGCGAAGAUGGCCCAGGAUGGUCAACAACAUGGAAGAUGGCCCUCUGGGCACGUCUUAUGAACAGCGAGAAUGCAUACAGAAUGGUCCUGAAGUUCACAGCUGCCAUCUCCGAGAUGCUGGUUCAGAGCACACAGAAUGAUCUCUACCUGCUCCCUGCCCUGCCUCGCGAUAAGUGGCCCAGAGGCUGUGCCAAAGGGCUGAGGGCUCGAGGAGAUGUGACUGUAAACAUAUGCUGGGACGAAGGGGAGCUUCAAGAAGCAAUGUUAUGGUCGAAAAACCAGAAUUCAGUUACAAAGCUGCACUACGGUGGGUGCGUUACCUCUGUUAGAGUUUGCCGCGGUACUGUGUACAAGUUCAACAGGGGAUUGCAGUGCUUGGAGGCGUGGCCCGCUUGGCAAAUAACUUUCACAAUUUACAGACAGUCAGUACAAACAGAGUUGAUAGCUAAUACAUACAUGUGCUUUCUCUACCUCAUCAAAUUAAGAGAGUGA
Miscanthus lutarioriparius is the source of this 2196-nucleotide messenger RNA. The record is from the annotation of a GenBank genome assembly. Lineage: Eukaryota; Viridiplantae; Streptophyta; Magnoliopsida; Poales; Poaceae.